AUGGCUACCGUGGCUUCACAGUCUGACCCUCAAGCCAACAACCCCACUGGGAAGACGACAAUACAGGAGUCUCAAAGCCUAGUCCCUGUUUGCGACUGGACUGAAAAGGCUGAAACAAGACUGAGAAGAAAAAUUGAUUUCACAGUCUUACCGAUUCUCAUGCUCGGUCUCUUUGCCUUACAGCUUGAUAGAGGAAAUGUGGGCUAUGCCAUGACUACAACCUUCACCGAAGAUCUCGGUAUAACUAAGGAUAUCGUCAACUAUGGCAACCAGCUCAUGCUAGCCGCCGUUGUCAUCUUCGAGAUUCCCUUCAACAUGGUUUUGUCCAGGAUCGGCCCUGCACUUUGGCUUAUCAUACAGGUAUUUGCAUGGGGAACAAUCGCAACAGCUCAGGCAGCUAUACACAACAAGUCAGGAUUUUACGUCACACGCUUUCUGCUAGGAAUGUGGGAGGCUGGAUACUUGGCUGCUGCGCUGACGAUCAUCGCGUCAUUUUAUACGCGGAAAGAAAUGGCACUGCGAGCUACGCUGGUUUAUGUUGGGAAUUACUGCUCAGCUGGCGUGAGUGGGCUGCUUGCCGGCUUGAUCUUCAGAAUCCCAGAGACAAAUGGUUUGAAACGAUGGCAGUGGCUUUUCCUCAUCGAUGGCCUCUUUACUAUAGCUGUCGGCGUUGUUUUUAUCUUUAUCAUGCCCCGCUCCACGACCGACACGCUUCCACUCGCCGGCAUCAAAAGGUUCGACGUCUUCACCGACAAAGAGAGAGAUAUCCUUGCCAAGCGCGUCAUUCUUGAUGAUCCGCGCAAGUCAGUGAAACUCUCUGGAAUCAGUCCCAUGACUGCGCUGCGCAUUUGCUUCUCAAACUUUCCCAUGUGGGGUCAUUUCAGCAUCAACGCUGUUAAUAUUACUCCCAAAGGAGGGUUGGUCUUCUAUACGCCUACCAUCAUCAAGAAUCUCGGCUUCUCUGCAUCGACUGCUAGUUUCUUGUCAGCUGUUCACAACUUUGGAGUAUGUAUCUUGUCAAUCUUCGUGUCUUGGAUCAGCGACAAGACAUUGUUACGAGGCCCGGUUUGUCUAUUGUCUGGCGUAUAUUCACUUGUCUUCUCAGGGGUUCAAUACGCUGUCGUCGGGAGUAGCGAUGUCUGGAUGAAAUACGCCAUACUGACGCUUCUUAACUCUGGUGUGGCGAUAGCUCAGGCGCUUAAUGAUGCGUGGUUCAGCAUCAACACUCACGAUCCUCAGAUCCGAUGUAUUGGUAUUGCACUGGCUGUUACGGGUUCCAACGUUGGAGGACUCGCUGGGCAGAACAUAUUUCAAGAAAGUGAUGCACCAUACUACCCAAAUGGCUUUCUAAAGAUCCUAUGUCUUUAUGCAGGGAGUAUUGUACUUAUUGCUGGUAUGAUACUCUACUACUGGAAUGAUAACCGAAAGAUGAAAAUGGCGGGAGAGCUGGAAGAUGUGGAUGAGGUGGAGGGAUCUGAUAGGGGACAGAUAAAGAAGGUUAGGAAUCAGCUUUAG
This is a messenger RNA of Fusarium venenatum, 1515 nucleotides long. Its product is annotated as major facilitator superfamily domain-containing protein. NCBI's taxonomy places the organism in Eukaryota, Fungi, Ascomycota, Sordariomycetes, Hypocreales, Nectriaceae. Gene Ontology annotation, cellular component: membrane. The record is from RefSeq and is a predicted model, not a curated record. Gene Ontology annotation, biological process: transmembrane transport. Gene Ontology annotation, molecular function: transmembrane transporter activity.